AUGUUUGAAGGGAUCACAAAAUCGCCGCUACUUGUGAUCAACACUUGGAAUCGCUUUACAAGUGAUGGAAGUGUUGGUGAAGUAGUGGUGAUCUUCGGCACAGGCAAAACGGAGACCAAGUCUGUCGUCAAGACAAAGACUAAGAGGAAGGACAAGGCGAACAACCCUAUGCGAGAGGUGCGGAUCCGCAAACUGUGUCUCAAUAUCUGUGUGGGAGAGUCGGGGGACAGACUGACGCGAGCGUCCAAAGUGUUGGAACAGUUGACGGGACAACAACCGGUCUUCUCGAAGGCCAGAUAUACCGUCCGAUCGUUUGGUAUCCGAAGGAAUGAGAAAAUCGCGGUU
Oppiella nova is the source of this 345-nucleotide messenger RNA. NCBI's taxonomy places the organism in Eukaryota, Metazoa, Arthropoda, Arachnida, Sarcoptiformes, Oppiidae. The record is from the annotation of a GenBank genome assembly.